Mucor velutinosus is the source of this 4605-nucleotide messenger RNA. It is a transcript of the gene RIB4, whose product is annotated as lumazine synthase. Gene Ontology annotation, cellular component: cytoplasm. The coding region runs from base 1 to 4605 and encodes 1534 amino acids. The record is from RefSeq and is a predicted model, not a curated record. Gene Ontology annotation, biological process: calcium ion transport. The transcript is spliced from 11 exons. Gene Ontology annotation, molecular function: protein binding; ryanodine-sensitive calcium-release channel activity; ubiquitin-protein transferase activity. NCBI's taxonomy places the organism in Eukaryota, Fungi, Mucoromycota, Mucoromycetes, Mucorales, Mucoraceae.
AUGCCCCCAUCCAACAGUAAACGAGAUGGCGAACUACCUGCUGUACUAUGCUUUGUCACAGGCAUCGCUGCUGUCCUGAUGGGCUAUUCAGUUUAUUCACAUCUCAAGACACUCCAUGAUCGCACAACAAGUCCACCAAAGACAUCUACCACUAAGCCUGGAAGCAAACUUGAGGAUUCCAUUCGAUUGAAAUCACUAGCUUAUUUGACGCAAUCGCAUAAUGUGAACAUCCAAAGCAGUUCCAUCAAAAUUAUAUUGGAAAGAGCCAUGUCAGCUACUUAUUUACCAAAGAUCAUUGCAGCAUGCGAUAAAGACCAGCCUAUUCAAAUCAAAUCAAAAGCAUUGCCUUCAUUACAACUGUUGACUCGAAAAGAAAACAACAAGGCGGCGUUAUUGGAAGCAGGUGCAUUGGGUGUGUUAGUAGACGCAUUGAAAUGCACAGAUCCUGCCAUGAAGGAAGUGACACAACGAUACGUAGCAGUAGCCAUCUGUGAUUUGAUUCAAGGCAGUGACAUCAACAAAUACUGUAUAUUGGAAUUAGGCGUCUUGGAACCCAUCAAACGCAUCUUGACCUCGGAUGACAUUCGCAACAAUGAAUUGAAAUAUUGGACAUUGAUGAUUUUGUAUCAAAUCUCGCUCAGUGAUCCUCUGCCCAAGGUGCUCAUCGAAAAUGGAUUUGUCAGUUUACUAGCACGCAUGGCUCGCAUGACCUACGGCAACACCAACAUGCCCAAAUUCUGUAUGCAGAGUCUCGUUCGCAUCGCUGCCAAUGUCGAUGUAUCUGAAGCCAAGCGAGUCUUAAAAGAACUGUUGGACUACAACAUUGUGGAUUUGAUAUCCAAUUGCUUGCGAGGAGAUGAUGUGGAAUUGAUUUACUGGGCAGCUGGAUUAAUGCAUGAAUUUGUGCUCAAGGAUGUGGCAGCAGACAAGUUUAGGGACAUCAAAGGCAUUCAUGCUAUAUUAGCCAGUCUGUUGUCAGCAGAGGAAAUGUACAUUUCUCGCGUCAUUUUACGCACCAUCAAAUUCAUGGCGUUUGGACAGGAAAAGUUUAGAAGAGAAAUGGUGCGCUCGGGCAUGGUCAAGAAGAUUAUGCACUGUUUAUCAUUGAAUGAUGAGGAUGUGCGCUAUUGGGCUAUUUUGUGUAUGCAUGUGGUGGCAGGACAAGUGGAGGCGCAUGAGGAUAUCAUAUCAGCGCCAGAGUUUGAGAUUUUAUUGGAGUUGGCUCUGUCGCCCAAGAUCAAGGUGGCCAUCUUCGUGUCGGAUAUACUCUCGUUGAUUUGUUGUAUCUCAAGCAACAGUACGCAUAUGGAGCCCAACUUAUCUUUGAUUGUAAAGACAUUGAACGCAUUGUUGGUGGAAGGUGAAUUGGAUGCGCAAUACAAUGCUGCAGGUGCUAUUUUUAAUGUGAUGACCAUGGGCCACUCAUUUUCAAGCAAAGUGCGUGAUACUUGUUUCGACACAUUGUUAACUCUGAGCAGAACAGCAUCCCAUGAAAGAAUCCAAUUGACAUGCACAAAGGGAUCGCUGAUGGUGGCCAUCAAAAACCGCUUUCUCAUGUCCAAAGUUAACAACCAAGUAACGGAGCCUCUGAUGGAAAAGGUCAACUCAAUAUCUCAGUUGAGCCUGCCUGUCAUGAUCACACAAGCCUUAUUGCGAGCGGCGAAACAAGCUAGCGGAGGAGGCGCAUCUCCUUCCAGCGCAGCCACUGCAGCCACUACCAAGCCGGGAUUCAGCAUACAUGAUGCCAUGCAACGCGAUGAUGAUGAAGACGAGCAGCAAGAGAUAGAGCAAGUGAUUGAAGAAGAGGAGGACGAAUACCCACGCACACCCGACUAUGUGGAUGUCAGUGAACAGGGCACCAUCUCCAACGCAUCGCGUAUAAAUCGAGUUUUGUUGGACAAGAAAAAGAACAAACUAUCCAAUAAAUCCACCUCCAUCAUGACCAGUGCCGAUAUAUUGUAUUUGUUUGACACCAACAUCCCAUCCAGUCAACGUGAAAUUCUGCUCAUGAAGUUUGAAUUGCCUCUGGAUACCAAAAACCACCUGAUAGGCGCACUGGCUGCUCUCAACAUCUUGCUGGAAAACGAUCAAGUCAUUCGCAACAUGGUGUUCCAAGACAGGUACCCCAAUGCAGCAAUGGUUGACCAGAUGAUGAUGGACAUGGAAGAUGAGGCUUUUUCACCACCUCAUAAAGUUAAGACAGCUGCUGCCAGUACCAAGACUACCUUGCCAGAACAUAUCCGUCAUUUAGUCGAGAAUUUAGUGCAGUUAUCGGCCUACCCCGCCCUGGAAGAAUGGGCCACGAUGCAUCACCGCAAUUACUCCUUAAACAGAAUCACCGAAACCAGAGCGAGUAGCAUAUACAAUGAUGUGAUUGAAUGGAUGUGCUCCUGUGCCGAGAUGCCACUUGCCACGUAUUAUCAGCAUGACACUUAUGAUCACGAUGUUGAUAGUAGUAGCAGCAACAGCAGCAGCAGCAGCCUUGACGACAGCCAGAGUUCGGGUGAAGAGCAAAUUGGAUUUGUCACUAUUCAUAAGCAAAAACCUCGCAAACAACGACAUUCGGUAAUGAGCCAGCAGUUUCGUUAUAGACACCGCCGCCAUCGUCGUCACCAUGGCAACCAAUACAGACCACUCUAUCAAAGCGACAACGAUAGCAGUUGUAGCAGCCGUAGUGCCAUGACGGAUGAUGGCGAUUCAGAGGAGGAGGGCAUUGACCGUCAUAUGCUCUCUGCUGGCACCAAUGCCACUGCUGCCCAUGUUUAUCCCCAAAGAAGAAGGAUUGAAUCUGCUGCUGAGCGUAUGGGGGAAGCGAGAAGAAAGGGUGAGCAUUUUGAUCUGGACGACGUUCUGUCAAUCUCUUAUGCAUCUGAAUACUAUUUAGGUUUCUCAAAUCGAGCGCUUGUCUUGUUGAAUUCACUUGCUAGGCAUGCGUCUAUCAAACAGUAUCUUGUACAAGAGGCUCACUUCAUCCCCAUCCUGAUCUAUCUAUAUGAAGGAUACAGUGGGCUGACUGAUCGUGUCAUGGCGUGCUUAGGUGGAUUGUUCUCGUCAUGCAACAGUGAUAGCAACAUUGACAUACCAGAGUCAGCGUUCCGUCUUUUGGUCGUUUUGCUGUGGCGUGAUAUUCGAUCCCCACUAGUGCGAAAGCAAUCUUGGUUGUUUUAUAGUCGUCUUGUCUUGUCUUACUGUAGUCAGUCUAUUGCUCAACAACUGUCGUCCCAUGCAAGCGCUGCUGACUUUGUCGAACUUGACCUUUCCUCCAAAUCAAAGUACUGUCUUGUCAAUCACCUCCAAGUGCGCAACGAUUCAUGGACAUUUGAAACAGUCAAGGCAACACACUACGUGCCUGCUGUACUGGAUAACACGGAGGGUGCCACUCACAAAUACGCAUUUGAAGUGGUGUUGGAAUCCAGUGGACUCAUGCAAGUGGGAUGGAUUACGGAUCAUUUCGAGUUUGAUGCUGAAGGUGGCCAAGGCGUGGGCGAUGACACCUAUUCAUAUGGUUACGAUGGCAAUCGAUGCAAAAAAUGGCACGGACCCUAUACCAAUAUGAAAACUCUGUAUGGUUUGAAAUGGGCUGAAGGUGAUGUAAUUACUUGCGCUAUCGAUAUGGAUGAUGCAGAAAUCAAGUACUACAAGAAUGGCAAAGAUAUGGGUGUGGCAUUUUAUGGGAUUCUAGUGUCUCGUAAUUGGUACCCGGCCAUGUCCCUUUCCACUGGGCAGCAAUGCAAGUUUCAAUUCGGUGGUGCUAUUGAUCCCUUGAGGUAUUUGCCUAAAGGCUAUACAUCCCUGGCAUCGUUGGCACAAAAGACACCAGCAAACAUCGAAUUACCGCCUCCACAAGUAUCAAAAGCCAAAUCACCAGCACCAGUGAUUAGUCCAACUACGGUUGAGGAACCCGAUAUCAUGGAUUUGUCUCAAGCACUUGCACAAAUGUCUGUUGACUCAAGAGGCAAUUCACCUGUCUCUCCACAACACCAUGACAAAUUCAAUGCAGCUGCUACCAACGCUGGAAACACAGAACCUGAAUUAAAGCCCAUUGAUUCAACAACAUCUGCUGUCAGAGAGGUAACAUUACCUACAGCAAAUGCAACUAGAUCACAUACUCGGCAUUACCAAGCUUCACUCCUCGUCGAGCUCAUGGAUGCCUACCACAAACCGUUGCCAUCGCUAUAUUUUGAAGUGAUAGUUGGAUUUGCUAAAAAAGAACCUAUACCCACUGAAAGCAUCAUUACAUUUGGAUUACAGAGUCUACAUCCUGAGAGCAGCUUUUAUUUUGAAUAUGAUCGUUGCAGUACAUCGUGCAGUUUGAUCUUUGGUAGACAUCUGCGUUCCAAGUCGUUUGAGCUGUGCAUCCAAGACGCUGAUAUUGUUGGUAUUGUGUACAUCGAUGAGAGCAACGAAGUUGGAUUAACCAUCAAUGGUAACAUCAAGGCGUUUGUCUACCUGGACGAUCAAUCCAAACCCUAUCUUCCCUUUGUUACUGGAUGUAUGAAGAGUGAUAUCAACUACGGUGAGCAUUCGUUUGCUUGGAAAUACGCAGAGACUUCAGCAUGCAGACAUCGUUUUGCCAAAUAUUUUGAUAAGCUGUUGGGAAUUUAG